GUUACUGCGGUGCGCAUGCGCAGCGUAACCAUUGUCGCUCGUGGAAGCAAGGAGCGCGAGCGAGGCCCGAAAUAAACAUCAAAGGGAAAAGUUGUUUAAGCUGGUGCGCGCGGGGCGAGGGCGAGAUGGCGGAGGCGGCAGCGGCGUCCUCGCAAGCGCGGCUUCAGCAAGGCCAGAGCACCGGGCCGGCAGUUUCAGGCUCCGGCUCGGGCUCCAGCUCGGGCUCCAGCUCGGGCUCGGGAUCCGGCUCCGGCUCCGGAAGCAGCGACCCUGCCCGGCCCGGUCUGAGCCAGCAGCAGUGGGCGAGUCAGAAGAAAGCACAGGUCCGCGCAUUCCCUCGGGCCAAGAAGCUGGAGAAGCUCGGCGUGUUUUCCGCUUGCAAGGCCAAUGAUUCCUGUAAGUGUAAUGGCUGGAAGAACCCUCAUCCACCAACCGCCACCCGAAUGGAGCCCCAGCAGCAGGCGGCUGAUCUGAGCGAGGCCUGCCGCAGCUGUGGUCACGCCCUCGCGGAGCAUGUGUCUCAUCUGGAGAACGUCUCCGAGGACGAGAUUAACAGGCUGCUCGGAAUGGUGGUGGAUGUAGAAAACCUCUUCAUGUCUGUACAUAAGGAAGAGGAUACUGACACCAAGCAGGUCUACUUCUAUCUGUUCAAGCUGUUGAGGAAGUGCAUACUCCAAAUGAGCAAGCCAGUAGUGGAGGGGUCUCUAGGAAAUCCACCGUUUGAGAAACCUAACAUAGAACAGGGGGUGUUAAACUUUGUACAGUAUAAGUUCAGUCACUUGGCUCCUAAGGAGAGACAGACAAUGUAUGAGCUGAGUAAGAUGUUUCUGUUAUGUCUGAACUACUGGAAGCUGGAAACGCCGUCUCAGUUCCGCCAGCGUGCCCAAAAAGAAGACGCAUCUGCCUACAAAGUCGACUAUACAAGGUGGCUAUGUUACUGUCACGUGCCGCAGAGUAACGACAGUCUGCCUCGCUACGAGACGUGCCAGGUGUUCGGCCGCAGUCUACUCAAGUCCAUCUUCACGGUCACCCGCAGGCAGCUGCUGGAGAAGUUCAGAGUAGAGAAAGACAAACUGCCCCCGGAGAAACGCACUCUUAUUCUUACCCACUUUCCCAAGUUUCUUUCCAUGCUAGAAGAAGAAAUCUAUGGUGAAAACUCUCCUAUAUGGGAUGCUGAAUUCACAAUGCCAGCUAAUGAAGGAGCCCAACUGGGGACUCAGACAGUGUUGAGUCCAGUGACCUUUUCAGGUUCUCCUCUGCCUAAAUUCACCGGUGGGCCUUCUCUGGACACGGCCUCUUCCGAACCAAACCCAGGAGAGAAGAGGAAGUUACCAGAAGCCCUGACGCUGGAGGAUGCUAAGAGGAUCAGGGUGAUGGGAGAUAUUCCAAUGGAACUAGUCAACGAGGUCAUGAUGACUAUCACUGACCCUGCUGCUAUGCUGGGUCCAGAGACAAGUCUCCUGUCUGCGAACGCAGCACGGGAUGAGACGGCACGUCUGGAGGAGAGGAGAGGCAUUAUAGAGUUCCAUGUGAUUGGUAACUCGCUCUCUCAGAAGUCCAACAAGAAGAUCCUGAUGUGGCUAGUGGGCCUUCAGAACGUCUUCUCCCAUCAGCUGCCCCGCAUGCCCAAAGAGUACAUCACACGCCUUGUCUUUGAUCCGAAACACAAAACUUUGGCUCUGAUUAAAGAUGGGCGUGUGAUUGGCGGGAUUUGCUUCCGGAUGUUUCCGACUCAGGGAUUCACCGAGAUAGUUUUUUGUGCUGUUACUUCAAACGAGCAAGUGAAGGGCUAUGGCACUCACCUGAUGAAUCACCUAAAGGAGUAUCACAUCAAGCAUGGAAUUCUGUACUUCCUGACCUAUGCUGAUGAAUAUGCCAUCGGCUACUUCAAAAAACAGGGCUUCUCCAAAGACAUCAAAGUGCCAAAGAGUCGUUACCUUGGCUACAUUAAAGACUACGAAGGGGCCACCCUGAUGGAAUGUGAGCUCAAUCCCAGAAUUCCCUACACAGAGCUGUCCCACAUCAUCAAAAGGCAGAAGGAGAUCAUCAAGAAGCUGAUUGAGAGAAAGCAGAGCCAAAUCCGGAAGGUAUACCCCGGCCUCACGUGCUUCAAAGAGGGAGUGCGACAGAUACCUGUGGAGAGCAUCCCAGGCAUUCGAGAAACCGGUUGGAAACCUAGCACCAAAGAGAAAAAUAAAGAACUAAAGGACCCUGACCUUCUGUACAACAUACUGAAAAACCUUCUGGCCCAGAUUAAAACGCACCCAGACGCUUGGCCUUUCAUGGAACCAGUGAAAAAGUCUGAAGCUCCAGACUACUAUGAAAUAAUCCGAUUUCCUAUUGACCUGAAGACCAUGACUGAGCGUCUGAAAAAUCGCUACUACGUGACCAAGAAGUUGUUCAUCGCCGACCUGCAGAGAGUGAUAACCAACUGCAGGGAGUACAACCCACCUGACAGCGAGUACUGCAAGUGCGCCAACACACUCGAGAAGUUCUUCUACUUCAAACUCAAAGAGAGCGGCCUCAUCGAAAAGUGACCCAGCACACACGUGGUGGUAUUUAAAGGGGCGGGGCAUCGCCGGAAAGCUCCUUCUCGUGUAAGAAUGGGACAAUCCGAGAUGUGUGUGAAUAAAGAGGUGUGAGGUCAUGGGGCAUUAGAGAAAGCAAGAAGGGUUAAAUGGACCUCAGCAUCAGUUCAGCAGGGGAGUAACUAUUUAGGACAAUAUUCAUAUAUUUAUCUGUUUGCUUUUGGCGUAUUAUUUAUACACACUAUUCAGAGCACAUGAUGUUACUAAUACUGCAUAAAACCAUUCAUAGCAGUGCUUCAGAACAUACCACAGUGCUCAGUUCUGGUUGGUCAGAAGGUAUUGAUUAAUGUUCGAUCAACAGCUCUUCAUCACAUCACUGACACCCACUCAUGUAUUCAAAACUGGGAUCAUUCACGAUUAGUAGCUACAACAGGCUAAAAAAUACAUCGCGUUCUGUAACUAAUACACACGAAUUAUAAUAGCCGUUGUCUAAGGAAUACAACCAUUUUGCGAUUCCUGGUUAUUGGAAAAUAAGAAACACUUUGAGGGCUAACUGUAAUAAUCAGGUUGUGUUACCCCACAUCACACUGCCCUAAAGUGAAUCAUUUUCCUUUAACAAUGUGUUGGGAAUUGUUUUAUUCCUUGGUUUUUUUUUUUUUUGCUUACUUAUAAAGCUUUUUUCCCCCUUCUAUAA
This is a messenger RNA of Silurus meridionalis, 3222 nucleotides long. RefSeq names its product K(lysine) acetyltransferase 2A (gene kat2a). The coding region runs from base 126 to 2537 and encodes 803 amino acids. Gene Ontology annotation, cellular component: histone acetyltransferase complex; nucleus. The transcript is spliced from 18 exons. The record is from RefSeq and is a predicted model, not a curated record. Lineage: Eukaryota; Metazoa; Chordata; Actinopteri; Siluriformes; Siluridae. Gene Ontology annotation, biological process: positive regulation of transcription by RNA polymerase II; chromatin remodeling. Gene Ontology annotation, molecular function: histone H3 acetyltransferase activity; protein binding.